ACAGAUGGAGGACCUGUGCAGUGUCAGUGGUUUGGAUCCUCUGUGGGACUGGAACCUGACGUGGUACACGACCCAUCCGGACCUGACCCAGUGUUUCCAGCACACCAUCCUGGUUUGGUUCCCUUGUGUUUACCUGUGGACCUGUUCACCACUCUACCUGCUCUACUUGAAGCUCCGCCCACCCAGAGGCAUCAUCCCCCUGUCCAAAAUCUGCUGCGCCAAGAUGCUACUCAGUUUGAGUCUGGCGACUUUUGGUCUUCUGGAAAUCUUUUACCUCCUGGUGAAGAAGAAUGAGGAGAUCCACAAGCACACGGUCUUCCUGCUGGGCCCGCUGAUCCGAAGCGCCACUCUGGUUCUGGCAGUUGUUAUAAUCCAUGUAGAGAGGAUGAAGGGCUGUCGAUCAUCCAUCCUCCUCUUUCUAUUCUGGACUCUUCUGGUUCUUUGCUCCAUCGUUCCUCUGAAGGUCAAUGUGGAACUGAUUAUUGAUCAGGGUUUUUCAUCAGACGCUGUUCGUUUCGUGGCGUUCGUCGUUUGCUUCUCGCUGCAACUCGUUCAGCUCGUCCUCUGCUGCUUCUCUGACUGCCGACCGCUGUCUACACACACCUACACACAGAAUCAGUGUCCAGAAGAAGACGCCUCAUUUCUCUCCAAGUUUUUCUUCUUUUGGUUCAGCAGUUUGGUGAUUCGUGGUUACCAGCACCCCCUGCAGGCUGCGGACCUGUGGUCCCUCAGGGAUCGGGACUCCUCUGCCUGGAUCCUGUCUGACAUGGAGAAGAACUGGACCCAACACUGUGCAGAACUGCAGAAGGAGCAUGCUGGUUCUGGGCCCUCCUGGUCCUGUUCUGAUGGUUCUGCCGGGCUGACAGAAAAAACUCAGCUGCUGAGGAAAAGGAGGAAGCGACAGAGCUACAGCCUGUUCCUCCUCCACACGCUGGGACGGAGCUUUGGACCGACCUUCCUCUGUGGAACGCUGUGCCUGCUCCUCCACGACGCCUUCAUGUUUGCUGUGCCGCAGGUUCUUAGUCUGCUGCUCGGAUUCAUGCGGGACAAGGAUGCCGCCAUGUGGAAAGGUUUCCUGUUUGCCUCCCUGCUCUUCCUGCUGUCCUGCUUGCAGUCUCUGCUGCACCAUCAGUACAUGUACCGCUGCUUCACGGUGGGCAUGAGGCUGAAAACUGCCGUCAUGGGCCUCAUCUACAGGAAGUGUCUGGUGAUGAGCAGCGGCGCCCGGCAGCAGUGCACCGUUGGAGAGAUCAUUAGCUUGGUCUCUACGGACUCUCAGAAGCUGAUGGAUCUGGUUGUUUACGUUAACAGCGUCUGGAUCGCUCCGCUGGAGAUCGCCCUCUGCUUCUUCUUCCUGUGGAAGCUGCUGGGUCCGUCUGCUUUAGCCGGCGUCGUCAUGGUGAUCGUCCUCUUCCCUCUGAACGGGGUCAUCGCCAAGAUCCGGACCAGACUGCAGGAGGUCCAGAUGAGGUUCCUGGAUGGUCGGAUCAAGCUGAUGAACGAGAUCCUGAACGGAGUGAAGAUACUGAAGUUCUACGGCUGGGAGGACGCGUUCCUGCGGCGGGUCAGCGGUCUGAGAGACGGAGAACUGAGCGCCCUGAAGAGGUCUCAGGUCCUGUACUCUGUCUCUCUGGCGUCUUUUAACUCCUCGUCCUUCCUGAUCCUGUUCGCAGUGUUCGGCGUCUUCGUUCUCAGCGAUGAACGAAAUGUUUUGGACGCUCAGAAAAUCUUUGUUUCCGUCGCUUUGAUCAAUAUCCUGAAGAUGCCGCUGAGCCAGCUGCCGUUCGCCAUGAGCACCACCAUGCAGGCUUUUGUCUCACUCAGACGUUUGGGACAUUUACUGCUGCAGGAUGAACUGAAGACGGACAACGUGGAGAGACUUCCUCAUAACACAGACGGGGACGCAGUGACCAUCGAGGGCGGAUCCUUCGCCUGGUCGGCUGACGGGCCGCUGUGUCUGCAGAGGAUCAAUGUGAAGGUGAAGACCGGGAGCCUGGUGGCUGUGGUGGGCCACGUCGGCUCUGGAAAGUCCUCGCUGCUGUCGGCCAUGUUGGGAGAGACAGAGAGACGGAGCGGCGGCGUCUCCGUCAAGGGUUCCGUGGCCUACGUCCCCCAGCAGGCCUGGAUCCAGAACGCCACCCUGAAGAACAACAUCCUGUUCGGCCAGGACAGAAAGGAGAGCUGGUACCACCGAGUGGUGGAGGCCUGUGCUCUGCUGCCGGACCUGGACAUCCUGCCCGCCGGAGACGCCACCGAGAUCGGGGAGAAGGGUCUGAACCUGUCUGGAGGGCAGAAGCAGAGGGUGAGUCUGGCUCGGGCUGUCUACAGGAAGUCAGACGUUUACCUGCUGGAUGAUCCACUGUCCGCUGUCGAUGGUCAUGUGGGACAACACAUAUUUGAUCAAGUUAUCGGACCCAAAGGUCUCCUGAAAGACAAGACUCGGGUGCUGGUAACUCACGGCCUCAGGUUCCUGACCAAAGCAGACCUGGUCCUGGUGAUGGAGGGGGGUCAGAUUUCUGAGAUGGGAUCCUUCAUGGAGCUGAUGGACCGGAAAGGAGCGUUCGCCCACCUCAUCCACACCUUCAGUGGGCCACAGCCCAGAGAGAGCUCCACCCACAGGGACAGGAGCAGCAGGAAGUCAUUGUCUCGUCUCAGUAUGACGGAUUUCUCCAUCGAUCUGUCUCAGGAGCAGCUGAUCAGCUGUGACCUCAGCGGCGUUCAGAUGAUGGAGAAAGUCGAUCAGGACUCAGACUCUGAGGAUUGUGGGAAACUGACUCAGGCUGACGAAGCUCACACUGGGAGGGUGAAGCUGCAGAUGUACGGCGAGUAUUUCCGGACGGUGGGGACGACCUUCAUCAUGACCAUCGUCUUCCUCAGUGCCUUCCAGCAGGCCGCCUCUCUGGCCUACUCCUAUUGGCUGAGCCUGUGGGCCGACCAGCCGCCGGCCAAUGGCACGCAGAGCGACCACGAGCUCAGACUGAGUGUGUUCGGAGCGCUGGGCGCCACCCAGGGGGCGGCCAUGUUUGGGACCACGCUAGCUAUCGCUCUGGGCGGCAUCGUAGCGUCUCGCCAGCUUCACGCCGAGCUGCUGAACGACGUGCUGCGCUCGCCCGUCUCGUUCUUUGAAGCGACGCCGAGCGGAAACCUGCUGAACCGCUUUUCCAAAGAGAUCGACGCCAUCGACUGCAUGAUCCCCGAAGGCCUGAAGAUGAUGCUGGGAUACCUGUUCAAGCUGCUGGAGGUCUGCAUCAUCGUGCUGCUGGCCACGCCGCUCACAGGCCUGCUGCUGCUGCCGCUCACCUGCCUCUACAUCUUCAUCCAGAGUUUCUACGUGGCGGCGUCGUGUCAGCUGCGGCGCCUGGAGGCGGUGAGCCGCUCGCCGAUCUACAGCCACUUCAACGAGACGUUGCAGGGCGCCGGCGUCAUCCGAGCCUUCGGGGAGCAGCGGCGCUUCACGCUCCAGGCCGACCGACGCAUCGACAGCAACCAGGAGGCCUACUUCCCUCGCUUCGUCGCCACGAGGUGGCUGGCGGUAAAUCUGGAGUUUUUAGGGAAUCUGCUGGUUCUAGCUGCUGCUGUCCUGUCAGUGCGAAGUCGGGCUGAGCUGAGCCCGGGCAUCGUGGGACUGGCAGUGACACACUCUCUGCAGGUGACGGGGAUCCUGAGCUGGAUUGUUCGAUCCUGGACUGAUGUGGAGAACAACAUCGUGUCAGUGGAAAGAGUGAAGGAGUAUGCCCACACCCCCAAAGAGGCGGCCUGGACGCUUCCAGACAGCCUGCUGCCCGCCGCCUGGCCCACCACAGGAACCAUCCAGUUUGAGGACUAUGGACUGCAGUACCGUAAAGGUCUGGACUGGGCCUUGAAGGGAAUCUCCAUCAGCAUCCAGGACAAAGAGAAGGUGGGGAUCGUGGGCCGGACCGGAGCAGGGAAGUCCUCCUUGGCUUUGGGACUGUUCCGGAUCCUGGAAGCGGCGAAGGGCCGGAUCUGCAUCGAUGGGAUCGACAUCGCUCAGAUCGGCCUUCAUGAGCUUCGCUCUAGGAUCACCAUCAUCCCUCAGGACCCGGUGCUGUUCUCAGGGUCUCUGAGGAUGAACCUUGACCCCUUUGACACCUGUUCAGAUGAGGAGCUGUGGAGAGCUCUGCAGCUGGCUCACCUGCACACCUUUGUGUCUGCGCUGCCACAGAAACUCAACCAUGAGUGCUGCGAGGGAGGAGAGAACCUCAGUGUGGGACAGAGACAGCUCCUGUGCUUGGCCCGAGCUCUGCUGAGGAAGACGAAGAUUCUGGUUCUGGAUGAAGCAACAGCAGCUGUAGACGUAGAACUGGACCAGUUGAUCCAGUCCACCAUCAGGACCCAGUUCAAGGAUUCAACGGUUCUGACCAUCGCGCACCGGAUCAACACCAUCCUGGACUGUAACAGGGUCUUGGUGAUGGACCGAGGGUCUCUGGUGGAACUGGACUCUCCGGCGGUUCUGGUUAAACAGCAGCAAAGUUUCUUCUAUCAGAUUUGUCUCCAAGCCGGACUUCUGUAG
Molecule: messenger RNA, 4531 nt
Organism: Scomber scombrus (Atlantic mackerel)
Lineage: Eukaryota; Metazoa; Chordata; Actinopteri; Scombriformes; Scombridae
Product: multidrug resistance-associated protein 1-like
Biological process (GO): transmembrane transport
Cellular component (GO): membrane
Molecular function (GO): ABC-type transporter activity; ATP hydrolysis activity; ATP binding
Source: RefSeq, a predicted model, not a curated record